UGGAUAUUAAAAUACAUGUGGAAAGUGCCCUCCCUGCUCGAUCACGUGACUGUCAUGGCGGCGCCCGGUGGAAGCACUGUCCUUAGCCCUGACCAUGCAGCCAGCGUUUCCCCUAUGGCCCCCGGGGAGGGCGCGCUGCAGUACAGCCUGAUCAUGGAGCAUCUGGUCGGCGAUAAGAGGAGGCCUGUAGAAGUGAUACCCGGGGGACUUGGGGGGAUUCCGACCCCCAUAAAACCCGAUGAGCAGAAGAUGAUGGAGAGGGUGAUGGAGAGCUGCGGGUUCAAGGCUGCCUUGGCAUGUGUUGGGGGUUUUGUCCUUGGGGGAGCAUUUGGUGUGUUCACUGCUGGCAUUGAUACCAAUGUUGGCUUUGAUCCUAAAGAUCCUUACCGGACUCCAAGUGCAAGAGAGGUCCUAAAAGACAUGGGUCAGAGAGGAAUGUCUUAUGCCAAAAACUUUGCAAUUGUGGGUGCCAUGUUCUCUUGCACUGAAUGUCUUGUGGAAUCGUAUCGAGGAAAAUCAGACUGGAAGAACAGUGUGAUAAGUGGAUGUAUAACAGGUGGAGCUAUUGGAUUUAGAGCUGGCGUGAAAGCUGGAGCUAUUGGCUGUGGAGGUUUUGCAGCGUUUUCUGCUGUCAUUGACUAUUACCUGCGAUGAUAGGUUUGUGCAGCCUGGUGGCGCUAUCUGUUCAUGAACAAUCUGCAAAAUAAAUCUACACACUAAAGUCAUCUGCAGCAACUUUCCUCCAGAUGUGCUGUGAACCCUUGCUGCCAUGGGAAUCAGUCUUUUUUUUUUUUUUUUUUUGCCAGCUUUAAAGUUUCCAUCUUUUUAAGAGAUUUUUUUUAAAGUGGCAGAUACAUGGCAUCCUUUUAAAUUGUGAAGUCACAGCAAUCCCAAAGAGACAAGUCUGCUAACAAGAACAGCUCUAUCUACAGAGUAAAGGCAUGCUGUUUACCUUGAUGGCCAAAUCGAUCACUAUGGUGUUUUACCUUUUCUAGCCGAUCCCCCUUACAUGAAAAUUGUACAGACAUUAUAUUAUUCUUUGUUUCUGGACAAAUCUAGUGAAUCUCUAUGUAAAAAAAAAAAAAAAUGGAAUAUUUAUUAGCUCAUGAGUUUUUAUUUGUUUAUAGAGUUGAUCAGGCCUACU
Pelobates fuscus (common spadefoot toad) is the source of this 1144-nucleotide messenger RNA. RefSeq names its product translocase of inner mitochondrial membrane 22 (gene TIMM22). Lineage: Eukaryota; Metazoa; Chordata; Amphibia; Anura; Pelobatidae. The transcript is spliced from 5 exons. Gene Ontology annotation, cellular component: TIM22 mitochondrial import inner membrane insertion complex. The record is from RefSeq and is a predicted model, not a curated record. Bases 16 to 654 code for a protein of 212 amino acids. Gene Ontology annotation, molecular function: transmembrane protein transporter activity. Gene Ontology annotation, biological process: protein insertion into mitochondrial inner membrane.